This is a messenger RNA of Pogona vitticeps (central bearded dragon), 3479 nucleotides long. Lineage: Eukaryota; Metazoa; Chordata; Lepidosauria; Squamata; Agamidae. The record is from RefSeq and is a predicted model, not a curated record.
UGGGGACGGAGCAUGGGGUGGGCGGGCGAGUGAGGUGCAUAUAUGUGGCUAAUACUUUCAACAGUGGGAUCCACGCUCCACACAGAGGCAGCCGAGAGCAGGUCCCACUGCUUCAUAUUUAUUACCGAAUUUUAUAAUCCUGCACCCAUCCUUUACGUUACAGUUAAAUAUGGCUGGGCGCAACGAAUUUUUAGUGAUUUUUUUUGGCCACUACAUUUUUUAAAAAAUCAAGACCAUUUUGUUAAUAAUGUAUUUUGUUAUUCGUGCGUAGUUAGUCCUGUGCUACUUGUAAAAAUUAACAACCCAGGUGUAGCCUUUAUAAAAAACCACACCCUAAGAGACCUUUGGUGAUCCGGAAGCUGCAGAGGUGCUUGUGUUUGUCUGAGGGUUGCGCCUCGGGAGAUAAUCCGCGGCUUCGCUCGCAAAUGGACUGCACGGAGACAGCAGCUUGGAAGGAAUGCACCCUGUGGAGAGGCACCUUGGGAGAGAUGGAAGAAGGAGACGACGCCCCUUUGGAGGACAACAGCCAAUCGGAAAACGAGGGCGGAGCUUCUGACCACGAGGGCUCUGUGGGAGGCGAGUCACCUGAGUCAUCCUGCAGUGGCGGGGCUGAAGCCAAAGAGAACUCCGAGGGUCUGAAGGAGCCCGAGAAGGCAGAAAAGGCUCAGGAGCUGGAAGAAUGGCGCGGGCCAGGUGAGCUGGAGCUGGUGACGUCCGAAGGGGAGAGCCAGCUGCGGGCCAAGCAGAGCGUGCCCGAGGGGCUGUCGUGGGGUCCCUAUCGGGGGAACAUCCACAGCGAACCCACGUCUCCGCCGCCCACAGAGCCGGCCAACCAGCCAGUGACCCUUGUGCUGGAAGAUGAUUGUUGCUGGCUGUCGAAGCUGCCACUGGUGCCGGGUGAAGGCGAGGCGAAUUCUGUGAUCUACAAGAAGGAUAACUCUAUCUGGUGCAAGACCACCAAGGCCAUCUUGGAAGGAGAGGCGCUGAGGGCCUUCGUCAUGGCUGAGCCCAUGGGGAUCCCCAACCACACGGUGAAGACUGAGGCCGGGGAGUCUUCUUAUCUGGCCUCCUUGCCCCCCGAAAUCCAGCUUCUGCCCCAGCAAGCAGGCAUGGCGGCCAUCUUGGCCACGGCAGUCGUGAACAAGGACGUGUUCCCAUGCAAGGACUGUGGCAUCUGGUACCGGAGCGAGCGCAACCUGCGGGCCCACCUGACGUUCUACUGCGCCAGCCGGCAAAACGCCGCUUCGCCGACGGUGGAGGAGAAGCCGAAGGAGGCCUACCCCAACGAGCGCGUCUGCCCCUUCCCUCAGUGCCAGAAGAGCUGCCCCAGCGCCAGCUCCUUGGAGAUCCACAUGCGCAGCCACAGUGGAGAGAGGCCCUUUGUCUGCCUCAUCUGCCUUUCUGCCUUCACCACUAAAGCCAACUGCGAGCGUCACCUGAAGGUUCAUACGGACACGCUGAAUGGGGUCUGCCACAGCUGUGGCUUCAUCUCCACCACCAGGGACAUCCUUUACAGCCACCUGGUCACCAACCACAUGAUCUGCCAGCCAGGCUCCAAGGGAGAGGUUUAUUCCCCGGGUGCGAUGGUUCCUUCUUCUGCUGCUGCUGCUGCUACUGCUGUUGCCACAAAACCAUUGACGCCGGGUUUGGGCAGCCCCGUGCCAGCGCCAACGCUCAAGUGCAGCUUCUGCGGCUACGUGGCCGACUGCUUGCCCAGCCUCCAGCAACACGUGGUCCUGCACAGCGUGGCGGCAGCGGCUGCUUCGGCAGCUGUCCUGCCCAGCUCAGAGCCGAGAGCCACCCAUAGCCAGCCGGAGGCCCCGGUGAAAGCGGCCAAGCCGGCAACCAAGGCAACCCCUGCCGAGGAAAAAGCGGCAAACAGCUCCCCUCCUCAGAAGGGAAGCCCCUGCACUGCCUUGGCCGAUGCGGCUCCGCUGGUGCAGGUCAAGGAGGAGCCCCCCGAGGAGGAGGAAGAGGAGGAGGAGGAGGAGGAGGGGGAAGAGGAGGAAGGGCAUGCCGGGCCCCUCCAGGCAAGGACCACCCUGGCUAGUUCGGAGCCAGAGCCGGAGGCCUCCUCCAGGGCCUCUUCCCCGCACAGCUUGCGCUCCGUCAAGGUGAAGUCGGAGGUCACCAGCCCCGUUCCGGGCUCCAGCCCCGCGCCCCCUGAGCCGGGCUCCAGUGCUCCCACCGGCACCCUCUUCCUGCCCCAGUAUGUCUUUGGCCCCGAGGCCCUGGUGGUGCCCCAGGCCUCCGAGAUCUUGGCCAAGAUGUCCGAGCUGGUGCAUGGCCGGCUGAAGCAGGGCCACGGAGGGGUGCCCCCGGCCCUCUUCCCGGGGGGCCCCGUGCCCAAGGGGGCCACCUGCUUCGAGUGUGAGAUCACCUUCAACAACAUCAACAACUACUACGUCCACAAGCGGCUCUACUGUUCCAGCCGCCGGGCGGCCGAGGAGACCUCUCCCGGGCCCCACAAGGUCAAGGCGGGACCUUGCGCCCCCUCCAAAGGGCCCCCCACCCCCGGGGUGCUCCCGCCACCGCCGCCACCACCGCCUGGAGACGGCAAGCCUGGGGGGCCAGAGGGGGAAAGGGGCCCGGCGGCCACCCCCCCUGUCCCCGAGAUCAAGCAGGAGGCGAAGGGGGACGAGGGCGGGGCGAAAGCCAGCCCCUCCCCCGAGGCAGAGGGGGCGGGGCGCCUGAGCGAGGACAGCCAGAGCCCCGGGGCCAGCUCCGUGGAGGAGCCGGACGACGACCCCAGCCGGACCGUGUGCGAAGCCUGCAGCAUCCGGUUCAGCCGCCACGAGACCUACAUGGUGCACAAGCGCGCCACCUCCUCCCCCGGCUUGAGCCCCGAUGCCGAGGGCCCCAUUGACCUGAGCAAGAAGCCCCGCCUCGCCCGGGGCGGGGAAGGCCCCCCGGCCUCUCCGCUGCCCCUGGCGGACUACCACGAGUGCACCGCCUGCCGGAUCAGCUUCCACAGCCUGGAGAGCUACCUGGCCCACAAGAAGUACUACUGCCCGGCCACACCGCUCCAGCCCAGCACCCUGGAGCAGCUGCAGAAGAUCAAGGGGGCCGUCCCGGCUCUGCUGAAGCCCCCGGGGUAUACGGACAAGAGCGUGCAGACCCUGCCGGGCAAAGGGCCGCCCCCGGGCCCCGUGGCCAACGGCAACCACCGGUACUGCCGCCUGUGCAACAUUCGGUUCAGCAGCCUGUCGACCUUCAUCGCCCACAAGAAGUACUAUUGCUCCUCGCAUGCGGCCGAGCACGUCAAGUAGGGCCUCCUGCCCGGGCAUGGUCAGAGCCCCCCCCCCGCUGGCCGCCAUGGCUCUGGGGGGCGGGCGGGUUGAUCGGGAGAGGCGCUUCGGCUGCCCUGAGCGCUCUGUGCCACCUCUCCCCUUUUGGGACUGGAGGGAGCUUUGCACUAGGGUCACGUGCAAGGGGGGGGGAGCAGCUGUCCCUCAGGUGCUGUUUCUGUCUGAGAGAGA